Messenger RNA from Girardinichthys multiradiatus, 3490 nucleotides. RefSeq names its product forkhead box D5 (gene foxd5). Gene Ontology annotation, biological process: regulation of transcription by RNA polymerase II; cell differentiation; anatomical structure morphogenesis. The record is from RefSeq and is a predicted model, not a curated record. The transcript is spliced from 2 exons. Bases 1976 to 3277 code for a protein of 433 amino acids. Gene Ontology annotation, molecular function: DNA-binding transcription factor activity, RNA polymerase II-specific; RNA polymerase II cis-regulatory region sequence-specific DNA binding. NCBI's taxonomy places the organism in Eukaryota, Metazoa, Chordata, Actinopteri, Cyprinodontiformes, Goodeidae.
UUUAAAAAAAAAACUAGAGUAGGAAAAGGUGGAAGACCGUUACUAUAGAAAAUGUUUCAACCCCUCAAACCACUAGGAUUUAAGAGUGUGGUUAACAUAUUGUGCUUUUUAAAGGUGGCUUUAAAUGAACCUGCUGGUAUUUAAAAUUCUGAUACACGAUUGGGCUUGCAUCCAUGUGUCAGACCUUUACCAAUUCUGUCUUGUUGAAUUAAUUUAAAUAAAGUUUUGUUCUAAAUUUGGUAUUCUGUCACUUUUUUGUUCCAGCCUCACAAAAUGAUGACAAACAGGACAGAUCCGCUGUUGGAGCGCUUUGCUUUGUGGCUGGCUCUGCCUCUUCAGUUCCGUGUUCCGAAGCCGUGCCGUGCCGAGCCGUGCUGUUAAAACGCAGAGCACAUCACGCAGCUGCGCCGUUUCCUUUUCGAUUCUCAUGCUGAUGGCCUCAUUUAGGGCAACUAUUGCCUCUUUUCUCCGCUGCCUGCGGGAAACCCCAACCCACGGCCAUUUUCAUGGUCACACCAGCCGCGGGGCAUCCAGAGGUGGCAAAAGUAAACGCGGAGUUUUUUAAAUUUUUAUUUCUUUUAUCACGAGUUAAGUGUGGGGUUGUAAAUCCACCCAGAACACCGCACGGUUGAAAACGCCGCCGUGAAUACAAUAAAAUCUACAUUAGCUCGAUGCGAGACUUUGAUCUAAGCUUAUAAAAAUAGGAUUUAAAAAAAGUGUCAUGAUGUCCUAAAUGUUCUUUAAUGUGGGCCUACAGUAUAGGCUGCAUCAUUCAGUGGCAUCAGCUGAAUCUCCAAGGCGAGGGGGCAUUGGCAUUUUCUGACCCCCGCCACUGCCCCACUGGCUAGACAAUCUUGCAUGUUUUACUUUAUUAUUAUAAAUUUAAGAGAGUAAAAGACAAGCUUUGGUUAGUUGUCAAUUUAGUUAAUUAAUCAACCAAUUAAUUAAUUAAAAUAUGCUUGUCAUAUUUUUUUGUUUUGUUUUUCAGGGCAUGUCAUUAAAUAAAUGUCCCUUCUCACAUCACCCACACCCUUUUUAUAUAACAAAUAAAGGAGGCAAAUAAUUUCAGUUGAGAAGGCUUCGGUUGAACAUUUAUGUAAGGUUCAUUUACCUAAAAGCUUAACAUUUCAAACACUACAUUUUGUAGGGGGCUUAAAAAGCAGGUGCUGACACAUAACCCAGCGGUGUCCAAGCUGCCCACAACCACAAUUAAAAAUUAGGCUUUUUUAAUUUUAUUUUUAGGGUGAUAUUUUGUGACAAAUGAAAAAUGUCCUUUUGUUCUCAUAGUAAUUGCAUAGUAAAUAGAACCUCAAACAUCCAGUAACAUUUUACUCAUAAAUCAGACUUGCACCCUUUCAUUAAAUUUGGGUAAAGAUAUGAAGGGUUUUCAAAGAAGGAAUGUUCUUGUUAUUGAGCAUACAUUGUUCUUUCAGAUAAAGAAAAUACAACCCUCCACCCCACCCAGAAGAAAUUGGAAACUAUAUAUAUAUAUUUUUUUUAAUAACACACAUUAGGACCCUACAAUGAUUUACAGAUUCCUUGGCUAAAUCAGCUACUUUGUUGGUUUCCUAAAAUAUUGCAUGUUUACUUUAUUCCUGAGUGCCAUAAAACACACAAAUGUUAUAUUUAUCUCUUAAUAAAAAAAAAUCUAACUUGUGACCUUUAAGAACUUUCAACUUUGAUGACUUUGGCCUUAGUGGCAAAAAAGUUUGGACAUAACUGGUACGAGCUCAUUUCUGAGUAUUAGGUUGUUUACAAGGAUCCUAGAGAUAAUCAAGUAUUUGUUUUUUUUUUUAUCAGACCUAAAUUUCAAAGUUCUGUCAUAAAAUUUCUGUUCUUCUCACCCUUCAUUAUUAUUAGUGACCCCCAUCUGGCCACCCUUUAUAAUACUUUUGGAUGCACCCCUGUUUGCAAUUAGUUUCCUUUUUUCUUGUUUCAAGCUCUUCCCUACUAAUAGGUAUCCUAAACCUAAAGAAUGGGCCUUUCGCAGCAACCAUCCAUUCCCCCACCCCGUCGUACUAUGCCUCCCCCGUGGCGAGGGGGCUCUGAUAGGUCCGAAGGAUUAAUGGGACUGGCCUGCAGGAGAGAAGCAUCCCUCUAUAUAAAACCUCUGCGCUCACUACUGCGAACAGUCUCAUCUUUGGACAGCCAGACCACAGACGCGUUGUUACGCACGACGCACCAUUACGCUUGUUUUGGCAUACAAAGUUUAGGCGCGAACAUGAUUCUGUCCGGUGAAUCUGAAUCGCCUCACCAAACUGGACUGUCCGUGGAAGAGAAUGAGAUUGAUAUAGUGGGAAAUGAAGAGCCUAUCCUCCCGCUAGUGUUUAGAAACGAGUGCUCCACGGACGCAGGAUCCUCGACAGAAUCUGGUGCGGAGUUUGACUCCUCAGAGCCUGACUCUUCUGGGGAAAGCGAGAGCAGCUUCUGUACGGACGCUCCGACGCCCAGGAAGGCUCAAGGCAGUUCGGUAAAGCCUCCCUACUCCUACAUUGCCCUUAUCACAAUGGCCAUCCUGCAGAGCCCUAUGAAGAAGCUGACACUGAGUGGCAUCUGCGACUUCAUCACCAACAAGUUUCCCUACUAUAGAGAGAAGUUCCCCGCUUGGCAGAACUCGAUCAGACACAACCUCUCCCUCAAUGACUGUUUCAUCAAGAUCCCAAGGGAGCCUGGGAACCCGGGCAAAGGUAACUACUGGUCUCUGGACCCUGCAUCUGAGGACAUGUUUGACAACGGCAGCUUCCUGCGCAGAAGAAAGCGAUUCAAGAGGAACCAGCCUGAAUUCAGCAGGGAAGGAUUGUUUUACUCCAGCCUGAGCAGCUACAGGCCGUACGGACAGCCGUAUAACGCUCAGGGGCAGGUAAACCUCAUACCUGCCUCUCCUGUUCGGUACAUACCACUUCAGGAUGGCACCAUGAUGCCCCCCUCUUCUUACCACCGUUUACCGCAUGCCCUAAAUGCUCACGGGAAACGCAGCGGGCCCAAAGACUCCAGAGCGCAGCCGUGCGUAAGAGAACCAAAGUCUGACGCUCAUGCAAAGUGCUCAUUCAGCAUUGACAGCAUCAUGAGCAGACCAUCACCCAUCAAUCCACAAAACCCACAUCCAACCCACCCUCUUCACAGCGGCCUAGAAUUUGGCCAUUUGAUGUCAAACUCAGCGGCCCGUUUGGUACCAGCUCUUCUGCAGCCUUUAAAGACUCCUAUCUGCCCUCCUGCAAUGCUGAGCAGUGCUCCUUUAAUAAAUGAGCAUCUCAUACUCUCUUAUCCUCGAUGCUGAGGCCACCUGAAACACUUUACAGCCUGAUGUUUUGGUCUGUUUCUUAAAGAAAUACUUUGAUUGCAUGAUAUUUAUGUGCGUUACCUGUGUCUUUAAAGGGUGCAAUGUAAAUAAGAUGAGUGGUAAUAUAUCUGGAACAUUGAAUGGGGAUAAAAAACAAUACUUUUAUUGUUUUUCUACAAACUAGGGUGUUAAAAUAAAGGUUAAAAAAUG